AUGUGGGUGUAUUCCCAUAGGCAAAAGCCCCAACCUGGCGCCUGUGGCCACUCCAGCCCUCCUGGACCUUCCCACUGUUUUGAACGCGUAAAAUGCAUCCAUCAGCGACCGUUGGAUAGAUAUGUUCUCUUCCAGGUUCUCUAUUUACCUCCACAGUCUACUCCAAGACAGCUGGUUACUACUGCCCUCGUGCCCACUAAAGGACUGGCCGGAACAAGUCGCCAUUCUACAUUUACAGAAAACCUUCAAAAAUCUUCACCUUCAGUGUCUACCUCUGGACCCUAUUCUGGCUGGUUCUGUGCCCUUCCCCCACCUUACCCCACAAUGUCCACAUCCAGCAGGAAGCAGCCAGAAAGAAUAACGAUGCCCCUCUCCCAAAUAAACAGAAAAGGUGGGAAUGAAAGGUCCCUGCUGAACAUCAUUCCCUUGUGUCUCCGCCAUGAUGCCAAUAGUAGUUCUCAGUACCUCACCCCCUCUUCUUCAUCAACAGGCUUGCCUGUUAAUCCAAGGAACUCAAUGUUGAUGGCAUCUAUCUCAGCAAGGAAGAAUUCUGAUUCAGGAGUUGGAAGUGAUCAUGGAGAUAAGCGAUUAUCUGCCAUCGAGAUAAAGUUGCCUUCUGAUGAAGACACUGUUAGCCUCAAUGUGCCCAUGUCAAAUAUCGUGGAAGAAGAACAGAUCAUCAAGGAGGACUCGUGCCAUCACCUUAGCCCUCUGAAAGGGGGAUUUCAUCAGGAAUUUCAACCGAAGCCUUCCCUUUUGAGUGAGAGUUACAACUCAGGAAAAGAAAGAAGCCGGUUUACUGAUGGAGCAGAUGUUCUCCAUUUGGAAUUUAUGAACUCUAAGGCAAGGUCAGAAGACGGUGAUGAGCUGUUACGGAUAGAAGAGGAUAUGCACUGGCAAACGGAGGGCAUAAUAAGUUCAUCCCAAGAUCAGGACAUGGAUAUAGCGAUGAUUGAGCAACUGAGAGAAGCAAUAGAUUUGCUGCAAGAGCCCAACGGAUUAAGCACAGAUAUUACAGAGAGAAAUGUUUUAAACCUAUAUGCUAUGAGAUCAGAUGAAGCCUUAGAAUGACAAGAUUCUGCACUAAAUGGUCAAAUACAGCUGGAGACAUCUCUGAUGUGUGAGGUGCAAAACGAUCUAACAUUACAUAGUAAUGGGAGCCAGUAUUCCCCAAAUGAGGUGAGAGAGAACUCCCCUGCUGUCUCUCCUACAACAAACAGCACAGCUCCGUUUGGCCUGAAGCCUCGAUCAGACCCAGCCCUCAUUCUUCCUCCUAUCUCCUUCAACACACUUACACAGGCACAGACAUGGGACAGCUCUAGUGUUCCAUCUGAAGGAGACAGUGACAAUGUAUUUCUAAGCCUUCAGAGAAAUCUGGAAUCUAUAGACCCACAGUUUACAAUCCGGAGGAAAAUGGAGCAGAUGAGAGAAGAAAAAGAGCUGGUGGAACAACUCUGUGAGAGCAUCGAGAUGAGACUGAAGGUCAGUCUGCAUGAAGACCUGGGGGUAGCUCUCAUGGAUGUUGUCCUCUGCCAUCUGGUCAACCAUAUCCGCCCACGGUCUGUUGCAAGCAUCCAUGUUCCCUCACCGGCGGUUAGAAACUCUGAGCGGAGACACAACGACGCAUUGCUUGUUCAUCCUCCUGCUCCUACUGCCCUCUGCCCCUUCCCCACUUCGGUGACCCUGGGACUACUGGUCCCACCUACAGGCUCCUGUGGAAACCUGAUGUCUGCCUCCAGCUCACUUUUUGCAGUUGUUGUUACCUUGAAUCGCCAGCAGGUGGUGCUAUCUCAGCUGCUCACUCCAGAGGGGGUGGAGCCAGACAGGAGUCAGGCAGAAGCUGGAGAUGGAAGCCUGCCUCGGGGCACAGGAGACCCACGACUGGCAGGACGUCAAGGUGGCAGCAGAGGUGGCAGCAAUUCCAGGAGAUCUUGCCUGCUGGGGCUUCCAGGACUGUAG
Carlito syrichta (Philippine tarsier) is the source of this 1959-nucleotide messenger RNA. RefSeq names its product leucine-rich repeat and calponin homology domain-containing protein 2-like. The record is from RefSeq and is a predicted model, not a curated record. NCBI's taxonomy places the organism in Eukaryota, Metazoa, Chordata, Mammalia, Primates, Tarsiidae.